Rotaria sp. Silwood2 is the source of this 471-nucleotide messenger RNA. NCBI's taxonomy places the organism in Eukaryota, Metazoa, Rotifera, Eurotatoria, Philodinida, Philodinidae. The record is from the annotation of a GenBank genome assembly.
AUGGUGAUGAAUACAACUGUCAGUACAAUGAGCACUUCAACUACAACACAAACUGGUCUAACAAAUACUACGACUACAAUGUCUAUUGGUAUCACAAAUACUACAAGUGCAACAACCACUGAGCCACCAUAUUUCUAUCAAGCCAUUCAAUUUAACGUUUCCAUGGAUGGAAUUUAUACUAUUGAAUGUAAUAGUGAUAUUGAUACAUCUGGUUUUAUAUACAAUAAUAGUUUUGAUCCAGUUUAUUCAAUUUUAAAUCUCUUGGCAAACGAUGAUGAUAGUGGUGGUGAUAAUCAAUUCCUGUUCUCAAUAUUUCUUCAGGCUCAGACACGAUACAUUUUGGUUGUAACAACAUAUAAUGAAUAUGAUACGGGACCAUUUUUAAUCAUUGCAACUGGUUUGGCAUCAAUUAUAUUUUCUCAAAUUAAUGUAUCAAGUAAGCACUCCAUGUAUUUCAAAGAGCUUCUUUAA